UAAACAAAGAAACCAAAGAAGAGAAAAUGCAGAGAACGGGAGAUUGACACCAACAUGGUGUUACAGCAGGUAUUACCAGAUAAGAGCUGGACUGAAGAUCCCAUCCAGAAUUCCCCACAGGCUGUUUGCUACGAUUGCAGGACAGACAGGUGAUUCCAGCCUUUGCUCAGCCUGCGUUCAUGAAAACAACGUUUACAGCAGAAUAUUUCAGAUUUUGUACAGAAAUGAAGAGAUCAUUCUUAAUGAAUCAAUGAACUUCAGAGUGCACCUGCUUCUGGAUGGCGAAAGGGUGGAAGAUGCUUUGAAUGAGGCAGAUUUUCAGCUCAAGCUGGACCUGCACUUUACUGAUAGUGAACAACAGCUGAGGGAUGUUCCAGCGAUCCCUGUGAUCAGCAGCCGAACACUGUGUCUCCACUUCCACCCCCGGCGAGGUCUGCACCACCAUGUCCCUGUCAUGUUUGACUAUUUCCACCUGUCAGUGAUCUCUGUCACAGUCCACGCGUCCCUGGUGGCACUACACCAGCCUCUGAUCAGUUUCGCUCGUCCAGGGAAAGGUUCUUGGCUUGGUAAAGGCAACCUGGAAGCGGGACCAGACCAGUCCAGUAUGUCUUUAGAAAAUCUAGUGUUUGGAGCUGGCUACUGCAAACCCACUUCUUCAGAGGGCAGCUUUUAUGUCCCAUCUGAAAACUGCAUGCAGCAUGCAUACAAAUGGCAUAAGGACCUCUGUCUUCUGCUCCUGAAUGCUCAAAGAGGACUUCACACGUACUACACCCUCAUAAUGAAUGAGAUUCCUGAUUUACCACAGCUGAAGUUGGAGGAGCUAUCUGUGGAAGAGACGUUGUCCCAGCUUUGUAUGGAGCUGCAGCUGCUGAGCAAUCCAGAAAAGAUAGCAGAACAGAUAAGCAAGGACCUUGCCUGGCUUUGUUCUCACCUCCUGGCCCUGUGGACCCAGUUCCUAGAGGUGGCAACGCUCCAUCCAGAAGUCACAGCUUAUCUGACUCAGGAACAUCACAUGCUAAGGGUGAGGAGAUUCUCAGAAGCCUUCUUCUACACUGAGCACCAGAAACCUGCUGUGCUCACAUUCCAGGAAGGCCUGAUCCAAAGCCACGCACAGAUUUCUACAGAAAUUCGUAACUCAGAGUAUUUCACCAGCAUGCCCCCACUGCCGGCAGAAUGCCUCGACAUCGACGGGGACUGGAACACUCUCCCAGUUAUCUUUGAAGACAGGUACAUGGAUAUGCCUUGCAAAGAUCAGAAUUUGGAAGUUUUCUCAGAUUUUGAGGUUCCUGCAAAUACUCAAAUGGAUGUAAUAAAUGAAAAUGAAGACUGUGUAUCAAAUGAUGCCACUGCAGUAAUGAAAGGAGACUUUGGGAAAGGUAUUCCACUAAUACAUGACAGGAUAAACAGGAAUCCCUCAUGCUUAUACAGCAGUACUGAAGGUGCUGCUGAGGGUUUAAACCAGCACUCCACAUCUCAGGUAUAUACAGCGAACAAAGAAGGCCAAAGGAAAUCUGAAAAUAUUUUUGUUUCAAGAAGGGAAACUGUUUCUGACUCAGAGUCAGGCAAUACAGAACACAUGUCAGGAGACUUUGAAACACCCAAGGAAGUUUUAUUAAAAGAUAAUAGACUUGGGGCAGAUGUUACUUGUGGAGACACAAAACCUAGCAAUAAGGACUCUCACAAAAGUGAGCCUGUGUUAAUUGUCAGUGGUCAGUAUGAGUGUGGAGCAUGUGGAACUGAUGGCUCAGAAGACAGGACUGAAAUACAUGAAAUAGAUGAAUCUGGUCAUCCUGAGAAUAAUUUCACUUCAUCUGAGCUUGCACUGAAUGAUUUGACCAGUCUUGAAAAACCAGAAGAUCCUGACACCAAGACUCAUCUCCCUGUUUUGAAACCUUUGCCCUCACACUGCUUUGAAGCAAAAUUGCUCACAAAGGAGCAACGAAGUGAGGAGAGUGAAGAGUUUACCCUCAUGACAGGGGUCAUUAAAAGAUCUUCCUCUAUAAUAUCUGAUUCAGGCAUUGAAAGUGAACCAAGCUCAGUGGCGUGGUCUGAUGCUCGGAGUCGGGCGCUGGAGCUGCCCAGUGAUCGAGAGAUCCUGCACCCCUUGGUCCGGAGGCACGCCAUCCACCGGAACUCCCUGGAGGGCGGACACACGGAAAGCAACACCAGCUUGCCCAGUGGGAUCCAAGCAUCGCUCACAUCCAUCAGCUCUUUGCCUUUUGAGGAAGAGGAGCGGGAAGUGGAGCUCACCAAACUGACAAAAUCUGUCUCAGCUCCUCAGAUCAGUAGCCCAGAAGAGCCCACGGAGGAGGUGGAUAUAUCCAAACAUGGUGAGGCAACCUCAGGAGACCAAAACCCAAAAAGCUGCAUGGAAACAGAGGGUGAAGAUGGGAAAUUAAUCAUUGACUCUUCUGAGUGUCAAAUCACCACUGAAAGUGGACAAAUAGAGCCAAGACAACAUCCCGAACUCCCCCUCAAACACAGUAGCAAUAACACUGAGUUACAAGGGGAGGAGAAAGGUUUUCCAGAGACUUGCUGUAGUUUGGAAAAUGCAAGACAACCCCUUUGUCCAAAGCAGCUCCAAGAUAAUGUCUCUGAGAGCCAGUCACUGGAGAGCAAUGGUGAGUGCAGCUUAAAAACACCAAGGGCUUGUAAUUACUUGGACCAAAAUAUAGAUAAGUUCGAUACAUUCAUUGAGGAUCCAAAGGAUAAACUUAAACUGGACAAAUUAAAAAUACAACAGGGCUUCUGCAGUAGCAGAAUUUCAGGAGAGGAGAGUUUCUCUCAAAGUGUAAAGGUGGUACCAGAUUUGUGCUAUCCCAUUACAGCUCCAUCAGAGACCUCCACUGAAUUUGACUCACUGCAAGGAGAGUAUGGCAGCUCUCUUGCUGAUGAGAGCCCAGCAGUGUGUGCAGAAAUGCAGGUGUUACAAGAAAUAGAGCUCAAUGACUCACCUGCCCCAGCAGACCCUGCAACAGGGUCCUACCAGGCUGAACAUCCUCAGGAACCCAACAGCCAAGAGCAUAAACUUGUAGCGAACGGCACCGGGUUUCCUUUGGCAGUGACGGAGGGAGUAGCCCUGGAAAGCAGAAAGGCUGCUGAUGUGGUUAACCUGUCAGUCUCUUGCACAGCCACGUGUCUUCCCUUCUCUUCCGUGCUCAAAGAGACCCCUGCCAUGGUCGGCUUCUCUGCAAAGCAGGCUGUGAUCCCCAUCACGCGCCAGCCCCUGGGCUCCUUCGGAGUUGUCUCUUCUAAUUCUGAUGAGGUGGAUGAAGAGACGAACGAAAGAAUGCUGAAUUUUUAUCAGGCCAAAGAAAAAUUUAAAAAAGAAAUGAAGAUUGAAGGAUUUCUGUACAGUGACUUAUCUGUACUAGCUUCUGAUAUCCCGUAUUUUCCACCAGAGGAAGAGGAAGAAAAUUUAGAAGAUGGAAUUCACCUGGUUGUGUGUGUCCAUGGGUUGGAUGGUAACAGUGCAGAUCUGCGCCUGGUAAAGACUUUUAUAGAAUUGGGACUUCCUGGUGGAAAACUGGACUUCCUAAUGUCUGAAAGAAAUCAGACUGAUACUUUUGCUGAUUUUGAUACAAUGACUGACCGAUUAUUGGAUGAAAUUAUUCAGCAUAUCCAGUUGUACAACCUCUCCAUAUCCCGAAUAAGUUUUAUUGGACAUUCCCUUGGUAACGUCAUCAUUCGAUCUGUACUAACUCGGCCCAGGUUUCGCUAUUACCUCAACAAGUUACACACUUUCCUGUCCCUCUCUGGCCCUCACCUGGGAACCCUUUACAACAACAGCACUUUGGUUAGUACAGGUCUGUGGCUCAUGCAGAAGUUGAAAAAGUCAGGGUCUCUUUUGCAACUGACCUUCAGGGACAACGCGGAUCUGCGCAAGUGUUUCCUCUAUCAGCUCAGCCAAAAAACGGGUCUUCAGUACUUUAAAAAUGUUGUGUUAGUGGCCUCACCCCAAGACAGAUAUGUACCCUUCCAUUCAGCAAGAAUAGAAAUGUGCAAAAAUGCACUUAAGGACAGACACACAGGUCCUGUUUACGCAGAGAUGAUUAACAACCUGCUCCAGCCUUUGAUUGGGGCAAAGGACUGCACUUUGAUCCGACACAAUGUGUUCCAUGCCCUGCCGAACACGGCCAACACGUUGAUAGGCCGGGCUGCCCACAUUGCCGUGCUGGACUCUGAACUUUUCCUGGAGAAGUUUUUCCUCGUGGCAGGACUCAGCUACUUCAAAUAGUGCCUGAAGUACGGGGUAGCAGAGGCCAACCUUUUCACAGAACAGAGGAGAAUCCCUUAGCCAAAGGAGUGCAGUGUUAGAAAUGAGAUCAGGUGGGACUUUCAAACUUUCCAUUUCCAUUUCUCUUUCAGAGAAUAAAGUGCUAUGGCUUUAAGGCAUUCAAGCUUCCAAGUAUUGGUGCUUUUGGAAGAAAUAAAUAUUCCUCUUCGGUUUCUAUGUUCUUUGUCCACAUAAAGACAUGAGCCACUUCUGGACUACAGAAUCAGAAUAAGCAGGCUAAUUCUCCAAAUGUGUUUGGACCAAUAUAAUUCCUGUUUCUCCUGAAUAUUAAACCAGGAAUUUGUCUGUC
Pipra filicauda (Wire-tailed manakin) is the source of this 4586-nucleotide messenger RNA. It is a transcript of the gene FAM135B, whose product is annotated as family with sequence similarity 135 member B. Bases 251 to 4237 code for a protein of 1328 amino acids. The transcript is spliced from 19 exons. NCBI's taxonomy places the organism in Eukaryota, Metazoa, Chordata, Aves, Passeriformes, Pipridae. The record is from RefSeq and is a predicted model, not a curated record.